Messenger RNA from Microdochium trichocladiopsis, 1644 nucleotides. Its product is annotated as major facilitator superfamily domain-containing protein. The transcript has 6 exons. Gene Ontology annotation, molecular function: transmembrane transporter activity. The record is from RefSeq and is a predicted model, not a curated record. Bases 1 to 1644 code for a protein of 547 amino acids. Lineage: Eukaryota; Fungi; Ascomycota; Sordariomycetes; Xylariales; Microdochiaceae. Gene Ontology annotation, biological process: transmembrane transport.
AUGGCAUUCAUUACCAUCCAACGGGCCACUCCCAGUGGCGAGAAAACUCCUGGGACUGUGCGCCUAGUCGGGUUGCACCACAGCACUCGUGGCCGUUAUGCUGGCAGCAGUGACAUCGUUCUUCACCCUUGCCCUUCUAACGACCCUAAUGACCCGCUCAAUUGGUCUCCGCGUCGGAAGCUCUUAUCUCUUCUCUGCCAAAACCUGUAUACAUGGUUCACUGGCGUUGCGGUUUCGACUAUCUAUUCUGUCCUCGUGCCAUUGUCGUUAAGCUCCGGGGUUACUAUUACUGCGCUAAACGAGGGAACCGGCUACAUGUUCCUUUUACUUGGCUGGGGCUUGUUGUUCUGGCAACCUUUUGCACUUCGCUAUGGCAAGCGACCUACAUACCUGAUCUCAAUCCUCGGAGCUAUCGGUACCAGUGUCUGGAGCGCGCAUAUUACAAGCAAUGGCGAAUGGUUGGCCAAGUGCAUACUUCAGGGAUUUUUCAUAGCUCCUAUUGAAGCUCUUCCGGAGAUCUCAGUCACUGAUAUUGCAAGUAUUGCUCUGCGCUUCUACUUUACCCAUGAACGAGGUACCUAUAUGGGGGUUUACGCUUUCACUCUAGCCGGUAGCAACUACUUCACCCCAGUGCUCAGUGGUCUGAUCGCAGAGUAUCACGGUUGGCAGUGGGUUUUCUAUUGGCCAGCAAUAUUCCUUGGUUUUAUUUUCAUAGUACUAUUCUUUCUAAUGGAGGAAACUAACUACACCCGCAACUAUUCAUCCCACGAACCGGCAUCCGCGAUGUCCCCUUCUCCAGCCUCGAUAGCUGGGUCGAGUGCAUGGGAGAAGAGAUUCUCCGUUGCCGCGGAGUCGCCAACUUUAUCAGAAGCCGGUGGGACAUACCCUGUGAGCAAGACUUACAUGCAAAAACUGUCGAUUUGGCAGUCUUCUCCUGGUCAGGGGAUGUUCGGCCGGGCUUUGCGGUCCGUCAGAUAUCUGUCUUGGCCCAUUAUAUUCUAUGCCGGGUUCUCCUACGGGACUUACCUGAUCUGGUUUAACGUCUUGAACGCCACGGCAUCGAUCAUCCUUUCUGGCGAGCCGUAUAACUUUUCCCCUUCCCUGGUCGGGAUCAGCUACCUCUCGUGCUGCAUUGGUGUCAUCGAUGGCGCGUUCCUUUCUGGGCUCUUGAGCGACUGGCUGACAGUCAAACUUGCCCGGAGGAAUAACGGUAUUAUGGAGGCAGAGCACAGACUGUGGCCCUUCACCAUUUGCAUAAUACUCAUACCUGGAGGGCUUGUUCUUUGGGGUGUCGGAGCAGCCCACGAGAUCCAUUGGUUUGGUCUGAUCAUGGCAAUGGGCAGCCUCGCUACGGCGACCACAAUAGGUCUCACCAUCUCUGUCAAUUAUCUCAUCGACAGCUACCCUGGGAUCAGCGGCGACGCGAUUGUUACGGUUAUCAUUAUCCGUAAUACUAUGUCAUUCGCAAUUAGCUAUGGGUACGCCAUAAUCACGCCGUGGCUGUCUCAGCUUGGCUACCAGACUUGCUUCAUUACGGCGGCAUUUAUCGGUCUGGCUGUCACGUCUGUCUAUCUCAUCAUUAUCCAGUUUGGCAAAAGACUUCGGGUACAAAGCGCAGACAAGUAUUUUGAGCUUGUGCGAUAG